This is a messenger RNA of Penicillium roqueforti, 222 nucleotides long. RefSeq lists its product as uncharacterized. The transcript is spliced from 2 exons. Bases 1 to 222 code for a protein of 73 amino acids. NCBI's taxonomy places the organism in Eukaryota, Fungi, Ascomycota, Eurotiomycetes, Eurotiales, Aspergillaceae. The record is from RefSeq and is a predicted model, not a curated record.
AUGUUCACCCCCUCGCCAGCUUCCACGGGGGUCAUGAAGAUAAUCAGAUUGGACGGUAGUCACAGCAAGUUCGACUCUGUCACAAAAGAAACACAAGCUCUACCAGAGAUAGGUUAUCCUCAGUCUCGAGCAGGAACCUCUUCCUCGCUGGGCUCGAUAACUGACGACCAUUGCGGCCCCGAUAAAAGCGAGACGGAUAUCGAUCAGCGUAAGAUCCAGUAA